Molecule: messenger RNA, 435 nt
Organism: Cydia amplana
Lineage: Eukaryota; Metazoa; Arthropoda; Insecta; Lepidoptera; Tortricidae
Product: larval cuticle protein LCP-17-like
Exons: 4
Coding region: 1-435 (144 amino acids)
Cellular component (GO): chitin-based extracellular matrix
Molecular function (GO): structural constituent of chitin-based larval cuticle
Source: RefSeq, a predicted model, not a curated record
AUGGUCAGACUGUUUUUGGACGCCGAAGCGAAAUUCCUAGUCGCUCUCGCCCUGGCCGUGGCCUGCGCUCACGCUGAUGUGGCGCACUUAAAAAGCCCCGAGGCCGAUGCUCAAGUACUGAAGUCUAUUGCCGACGUCCAACCUGACCAAUACAACUUCGCGUUUGAAACCAGCAACGGUAUCUCGGCUCAAGAAUCCGGUGUUCUAAAGAACGUAGGCAAGGACGAGCUUGCUCUGGAAGUCCAGGGUAGCAACCAAUAUACCGCCCCUGACGGCCAACCGAUCCAACUUACUUUCAUCGCUAACGAAAAUGGCUACCAACCACAGGGAGCUCAUCUGCCUACGCCACCACCACCACAAGAGAUCCCGGAAUACAUCAAACGCUCCCUGGAAUACAUUGCAGCUCACCCACCUAAGCCAGAUAACAAAUUCUAA